Messenger RNA from Anisakis simplex (herring worm), 1062 nucleotides. The record is from the annotation of a GenBank genome assembly. Lineage: Eukaryota; Metazoa; Nematoda; Chromadorea; Rhabditida; Anisakidae.
AUGGCGACCGCAUCAGAUACACAAGUGCGCACGAAGCCUCAUUCUGUGUUAAUCACCGGUGGAUGUGGAUUUAUCGGCUCAAACUUUAUCAAUUAUAUCUUCGAGAAAUGGCACUCAACUCGCAUUGUGAAUAUCGACAAACUGGAAUAUGGUGCAUCAGAGGAUCACAUAGUGUCGUCGGUCGCAAAUUCGGAACGAUACACAUUUGUGAAUGGAACGAUACGCAAUAUGGAUCUUAUCAUAGACUUGCUCAAUGAACAUCAGAUUGAUACAGUGAUUAAUUUCGCGGCGAUAACGCACGUCGACGAGUCUUACACGGAUCGACUGCAUACGAUCGAUGAGAAUAUUCUAUCGACAACCACAUUGCUUGAGGCGCUCACCUUUCAUUAUCACAACUUACGACGUUUCGUUCAUAUCAGCACUGAUGAGGUAUACGGUGAUUCAAAGGAUGAUAGAACAGCAAAAAGCGAAAUGUCGUUACCCAAUCCCACAAAUCCUUAUGCUGCUAGUAAAGCUGCUUGUGAACUAAUCAUCAAUGCCUACUGGCAUUCAUACAAGAUUCCGUAUGUAAUGGUACGAAUGAAUAACGUUUAUGGUCCAAGACAAGCCAGCUCAAAGCUUAUUCCAAAAUUCACAGCACUUGCGAUCGAAAAGAAGCCAUACCCUCUGAUGGGUGAUGGUCAACAUACCAGGAAUUGGAUGUAUGUAGACGACUGCGCGGAAGCAGUUCGUCGAAUCACCGAGAGCGGCCGACUUGGAGAGACGUAUAAUAUUGGCACCGAUUUCGAGAAGUGUAAUUACGAUCUGACAGUGCAGAUUCAUCAAACUGUUGCUAAACUGCUGAACAGGCCGCAGACGGUACCAACAUUCCGUUACAUCCCCGACAGGCCAUAUCAUGACCGUCGAUACUUUAUCGAUUUUACGAAGAUCAAAAAGGAACUGAAGUGGAAAUGCACAACCGAGUUCGAUGCUGGUUUGUUAAAAACAAUAGAAUAUUAUGUGGAUAAGUUCAAGACGAAGGCGGAAUAUGAUCGCGAAAGUGCAACGGUACUGAAAGGAUGA